AUGAAGGGGUUUCUGUCACUUCUCAAGGCCGCUGGUCAAACCCUGUGGGAGCACACAGGCUGGGAUGCGACUCGCAAAUAUCUCUUUUCCGUCAUCUUCGUCUCCGUGGUUGCCUCCAAAAUCCUCCAUAUCUACACUCAUACGUACUAUCUGACCCUUAAUCGCUUCCUCGUUUGGGGCUCGACUUUUUGCCUACAAGAUGUUCUGUUUCUUCUUAUCGCACGCGCUUUUGCCAGGUCGUUCCAACGCUGGCCGCUCCGGGUUAUGGGCGGCGUGGCCGUCAUCUUUCUCAGCUUAUACCUCUCGCUCUUGGCCUCAGCGACCAUCUCUUUUUAUGCCGUCAUGGGUCGCGACUUCCAUUGGGGACCGGCGAUUGGAUUUUUCGGGGACAUGGUAGACGCCUUAUCCCUGGUGAUAGGCAUCUUUGGUGUCAUCUUUUUCGAGAUUGUCAUCUUAGUCGGCUCGUACUUCGCUACACCAUAUGCAUACGAGGUUACCGGGAGGUUCACCAAGAUUUGGUCUUUCUCCGUAUCGGCCCUGCUGCGUUACGUCCUUCGGAAGAAAAAACAACAGCCUCUCCCAGAUCCGGGCGUCUACGAGCAGGUUGCGCUCGAUGACCAAGAAGAUGAUAAGAGCGACAGUGAGUUCGGAUUGCCCAUGGAGCCGCUCCGGCCCCGCGAGAGCCCCUGUGACGACCCUCCUGGAUCCUUGAUGAAGCGCAUCGUCAUCAUUUCGGUUAGUUUGAUCGUCAUUUUACUCAGUUGCGUUCGACCCUAUGAUCUGGGGUAUCGCAUUCUCUCCCGUACCCUUGCUGUCGUGCCUUUCACAGCCCGUGCGCAUCCAGUUUUUGAGGGCAUUGAGUACCUGCCUGGCGAUUACAGCUGGCUGGAAGGUCACACCGCGUUGGACAUCCCUCCGGUCCUCGAUUGGUUACCUCCUGAUGAGCCGCUGGCCGGGUUCAAGGAUUGGUAUUCCCUUCCUUUGAACAAGCGCAAUCAACAGGCUCCCAGGAAUUACAUCCCAAUCCAUUACAACCCGGCCAAAGAUCCGCUGCACACACCGAACCUUCAGAAUGAUAUCCUCGAGCCAUUGCGGGAGGCGCUUAGUAGCGAAGACGUUAAGGUCAAGCAUAUUGUCCUCGUGAAGCUGGAGAGUAACCGACAGGACGUGUUCCCUCUCCAUGCUGACUCCUAUAUAAUGCAGCGCGUCAGGGAGUCUUACGGCGGUAAGAUCCCGAAAGAGGUUGAGGAUCGGUUGUCCCAUCUCACGCCUAAUGCCGAGCAUUUCACUGGAUUCGACAAUGGAUUCGACAAAAAUGAUCAAGACCGUCCCAAGCCCCGCGGUGGCCUCAGCGCCAAAAACGCCUACACCAGCGGCACUUUUACUCUCAAGAGUAUUACGGGCUCGCACUGCGGUCUGAACCCACUGGCAAUCGAUAUGAACCGCGAGUGGUUGUACGACAUUUACCAACCGUGUCUGCCACAGAUCUUGGAAGCAAUGAACCGCCAACCCAACAUCACGAGUGAAACGGAUGACUGGACUUCUUGGCCGUGGCACACAAUGUGGAUGCAGUCCGUAAGUGGCGAUUACGACUACCUGACUCAUCUGAUGCCCGUUCUGGGAUUCCAGGAUCAGAUGAACAAGGAGACCAUCGACCAGAUCGGCGGCGAGUAUGCUCCCGACGGGUCGCAGGUGGUUCCCGAGCGUGGCUACAUGGAUAAAGUGCUAAAGAAUUAUUUCCGCGACGUGAUUGCUGAUGCCGAGCGGAACCACAAGCGUCUGUUUCUCAGUCAUCUGACAGGCGCUACGCACCUUCCUUGGAAUCUUCCGGGCCACCAGUACGAAGACCUGGUGGCUGAUAGGGAUCGGACGCUGAACGACCACUUGAACCGAUAUCUGAACAGCCUGGUCUACCAGGAUCAAUGGUUGACCGAGAUUCUGAAUAUUAUUCAGGAGGCCGGUGUUGCUGACGAUACUCUUUUCGUCAUGGUUGGCGACCACGCUGUUUCCCUCCCCAACGACGGAGGCGUAACACCCCACGACAGCCCACACGUCCAAAACGAGCACGUCCCGCUAGUCUUCUCCCACCCCAAACUCCCGCAAGUCGAAAUUGACCUCCCCGUCCAAUCCACUCAAAUCCUCCCCACGAUCCUCGACCUCCUCCUCCAAACCCCCUCCCUCAACCCAACCUCCCAUCAAAUCGCCCAAGACCUCCUCCCCAUGUACCAGGGGCAAUCCCUCAUCCGCCAGCUCAUCCCGGAGCACAAACAUACGAAAGAAUGGCACAUCACCACCCUGAACACCGGAGGGUCAUGGAUUGCCUUGCGCUCCGCUACGAAGCAGUAUCGUGUUGUGGUGCCUCUUAUCCCGAAUACUAAGUGGCGGUUUACGAAUCUUGAGGUUGAUCCGUUGGAGAAACAGGCUAUUAAGGAUUAUGGGAUUUUGUCGCUGGUUAAUGCUGUGCAGAGGAGGUAUGGUGUUGAGGCUGCGGAGUGGUUGGGAGAAGCGGUUCAUGUUGCGAAGUGGUGGAUUGAGGAGAAUUAUCGCCGUUGGGGGUAUGAUUCUACUGCGCCGAAGGAUCCUUAG
Molecule: messenger RNA, 2586 nt
Organism: Aspergillus chevalieri
Lineage: Eukaryota; Fungi; Ascomycota; Eurotiomycetes; Eurotiales; Aspergillaceae
Exons: 2
Coding region: 1-2586 (861 amino acids)
Source: RefSeq, a predicted model, not a curated record